GGCGUAUGUUUGGUUUAACUAAGGUAGAAAGUUCGUUACUGAAAUGUGCGUUUGUUUUGAGGUCGGUCUUUGCGUUAAUAAUAUCUUUCAGUAGUCUUCUUCCUGAUCAUGCUGCUGACGCUUUUAAACCCCCGGAGGAACCUUACGCUGGAUGGGUGGAUAAGAUUACCCGAAUAUUCUUUCAGGGGUUUUGCAAAUGGGAUUGCAUUUAUUUUACUUUCAUCGCAAACUACGGUUAUAUCUUUGAAAAUAGCCUCGUCUUUCUCCCUGGUUUUCCCAUGUUACUAGGCUUAUUAGGUCGUUUGGCUUUAAGAGUUAGUGUACAUUCUCUGAGUUUAUCUUCUUCAAUCCUUUUAUGUGGAUUCUUGUCAAACUUUGUUUUAAAUCUAGCCUCCGCAGUUUUUUUAUAUCGCCUAGGAGUUAUGAUAUUGGGUUCUGUAAAAGUUAGUUUUCUUGCUUCGUUACUAUUUUGUUGUAAUCCAGCUACAGUGUUCUUUUCAUCACUUUACUCUGAGUCAUUGUUUUUCUUUUUUACCGUUUCUGGGUUAUAUUUUAUGUAUGUCAAGAAGAUCUUAUUGUCUUCUUUGUUAAUCGCGUUUUCUGUUAUGUGCAGAAGCAAUGGGUUGCUAAACAUAGGAUAUUUAGGUUACUUCAUGGUCGUUCGUUCAAACUUCCGGGUGCUAAUAUGGAUAGAUGAAGUUCAAAAAACCAGAAAGUCCUUCAUAUCUUUCUUGCUCUUGUCCAUCAAGUGGUGGGUCAACGUUGUUGUUUUCUUCAUGCCACGCCUUGUGUUACUCUUUUUAUGCUCUCUCCCUUUUUUAUUGUAUCAAACCUACGGUUACUUUUUAUAUUGUUCUCGCGUGCAAUCGUCUCACACUGUAUUUCCGUCAAAAAUUCCUGUACCACUGCUUACCUAUGGCCUGGACCAUGGCUUCUCAAUACCAGUUCGCCUUACAAACGAAUCUAGUUCUUCUCACUUACCAGUUUGGUGUUCGUUUGCACCGCCAUUCUCAUAUUCUCAUAUACAAAAGAGUCAGUGGAAUGUUGGGCUGUGGGGAUAUUACCAGCUACGGCAAAUUCCAAAUUUUAUUCUGUCCUUACCCGUAGUUACUUUAUGCUUUAUAUGUGCGAUUAUGUUUUACCGAAGAGCUCCAAAAGCAUAUAGAACCUUUGGGCUAUGUGCAGAAUGCGAAAUGGACCGUAUCAUGGUGCCGUAUGUGUUUCAUAUGCUGUUUUUGUGCUCUUACGGGGUUCUCCACAUAAAUGUUCAAGUGAGUUGUGCUUUUAAUUUAAAAUUUUUUACACACAUCUUGACAUUUGGCAUUACAAUAUUUGUGAUUGUUUUGGUUAUUUAUCUAAUUCAGUUAUUUAAACAUUUACUAUAUGUUCUUUAAUGCGGAUAGAAUUUUUCGCCAAGCAUUCGUAACUUGAUAUUGAAUGAGAUUCGCAAAUAUCAUUCCGCUCAUUACUUCCAGCGGAAAUUUUUGUGGGUAGCUGAUUAUUCUUACCAAUAUGGCUCAUUUGACAGUCGUAAAGUUACUCGAGUUUUAUAGUUAAGUAAACAAUGUUAUGCGCUUGUUAUCGAAGUAUUUUAUGAUUUCGAAAUAUGUUAGAGUACUUACUGGCAAGUAAAUUUUUACCGAAGAGUACUUUUAUUUAUUUAAGUUUGUUUAAUUAUAUCACUUGACCUAAUGAAUUAACAGAAGUUGUGCUACCGAAACUAGUAAUUCAUUGUGUCUAGUAGAUUCAGUACUCUGGAGGUGAUUGGGCUUUAUAUUAUGGUUAUUAGUCAGUUAAGACGAAAUAUCGAACGAUUGGUUCUAUAUUUUCUGCCUUAGAGUUCAAACUUCGCACCAACUAUCUUUCAGAUGUCCAUGUAACACUAAGGCUAGUGAUGUUAGUAGCUCAUAUUCUAGCGCAUUGAUUGGAGUUAGACAUCAUCACCGUUGGAUGCCCGCUCAGUGGCCUAGUGAAUAAGCGUUUGCGUGCGAAACUGAAGGUUUUUGGUUUGAUUGUCACAUGCAAGGUCGUGGAUACCCGCUGGUGAGGAGUCCAACUGCGAAUCACGAUCAUUUUGUAAACCAAAACCAAGGACCUUACACCUUUAUACUUAGCUCAGAAUGACAGUUAUAAACUCUGUGAACAUGUAUCGGGUCUUAGUUUGCAUGCUUUUGGCUGUUGUUCAGCUCCAUGUUAUACUAAUCAGCUCAUCGCAUUAUGGCAGAUGCUGGGUGGUUAUUUGUGACAUGUCAACCUUCCUGGUCGAUGAGGUUCAAAAUCACAGUAACCUGUUUACCAUAACUACUUAGUUCUUAAGACCUACUCUCGAUUUUACUAACUAAUUUGUUUCACUAUACACAUAAGGAGGUUUCAAGGCACUUAUGAUCAAAACCUCCCGACUGUAGCUGCUACCUUGAUGUGGUGUUCGGGCUUGCCUGUUGUGAUGACCCAAUCGGGCUAUAUUGGCUGGAACAUAUGUUCCUGUAGGUUCUACCAUACCAGGCAGGUCGAUUAAAGAACGGUAAGACUGAUAGGGAGUGAAGUAGUUGAGCGUGUCGACCGCUUCACUUACUUUGGGAGUCUAGGGGUGGCCAGACCAAAACAUGGUACAAAUCUAUGAAGCCACUGACAAGUGGACUGAGCCAUUUUGGUAGGUUUAGAAUACCUGGUUGGGAUCCGCAAGACGAUAGCAACCGAUGGUUAUAGACCUUGAAUGACAUGGCUCAACAUCGUUUGCGAUGGCGCAGGUGCAUCCACUCUUUAUGUUCUUCCAAAUUCUAAUCUUCUGAAUUCUUCAUGUCCCUUUCUUUUUUCCUCUUUCCAAAUUUAUUUCACUGGAUUAUACUCUUUAAAUAACAUCUUCAAACCCUAAUCUUUCAGAUUACUGCUUAUAAUCUUACUACCUCUACCACUAUGGGAUUUGAGUCGGCGACUGCAUCUCUGUGCUAAUGUGGUAUGGCAACUUGAACUGAUGUAUGUACUUACGAAGCUCUACGUUGUUACUGACUGACUGAUGAUCAAAACCUAACAACCUAUACCAUGUACCCUUGCCGUCGUAGACCAAUAGUGGGCGAGCUACUGUUCAGUAUAACCACUUUGAUAGUCAGAUAAAUAUCUCAUCCUCCCUUCAGGUAAUACAAAUCGACAAAACCCGAGCGUGGUAAGAUUCUGUCAGCUGCUAACCCAUCGAAGCUGAUAGGAUGAAAUGGUUAAAGUGUUUAGUAUGUUCCAUCCCGCUACCCGAAAUAAAGGUAACGGUUAUUUUGUUUAUUUUUAACUAUAAUUCUUAACUAGAAAGUCCAAUUAGUUGGUCAGGUCACUUGUAAAGCGUAUAUAAGUGGUUAUAUUUACUUGUACACAUAUCAACCAAAUAGUUUUUCACUACUUUCAUUGAAUGACUCACAUUCGCAACUCCUAUAUAUUCAUUCUCAUUUAUUUUUCUGUUUCAUAGGUGUUAACACGUAUGAUAUUUUCAUCCUGUCCUGUUAUCUACUGGUUUUGUGCAUAUCUUCUUUGUGAAACGUUGCCUAAUUUCGAGCCAUUAAUAAUGAAUAAACACUAUAGUAAUUCUCUGAUCAAUAUUCGAUUUGAAUUGUAUCAUUAUUUAGUAGAUAUUUAUAAAGCAUUAAAUCCUUUUCAAUAUCAUUUAGUAAAACAUCGUAUUGUGCUUUGUUAUUUCUUAAGUUAUGCUAUUAUAGGCUGUAUUUUACAUCCUAAUUUUUUACCAUGGACAUAGUACCCCUUUUUUUUCUCUUUUUGUGUUUUCUAAUAAGAUUAAUCAUUAUAAUAACUAAAAUGGUUUAAAAUUUUAAUUAACCAGUAUCUUGUGGUCAAUUGUUAGAUUUCUCCUGUAGAUUGGUAAGACAAUUUGUUUAUAUUUAGUGUCUAUUUACUGUCAAAUGGUACAUGGUGUAUUUUGUAUGUGUGUUUGUGUGUGUUUGCAACCUUUUCUUUCUUGUAUCAGAUUGGAUUUUUAUUAUCAACCGAUUACAUAACCUUGUCUUUAAAUCUGUUAUAUCUUUUACUCUUGUUGAUCUUCUAACUCUACUGUGUUAAAGAAAAUAUUGUUAAACUGAACAAUAGCCAUUCAGUAAGUCAGUCAGUCAGUAACAACGUAGAACCUCGUACGUACGUACAUCAGUUCGAGUUGCCAUACCCCAAUAGCCAUUUGUUUGGUACUGAUAAUUUUUAUUUUUAACUACAAAACUUAUAAAUUAGUGUAACGCUUCAGUAAAGAACUAAUUGAAGAGAAAUAUUUCUUCACUGAACUUGUGUUUUUGAUAGUUAAGAUUGAUUAAUAGUUAUAUGUUGGAGAUAAUGGUAAGAAUCCAGAAUAAAGGAGGUGAUGUUACGGUUGCUAAUAGUCAGAUUUCCAGAAAGAAUUAUGGAAUUGUGAUGAAGAUAGUAAAUUAUUCUAUAUUUAGAACUCAAAUUAAAUCAGUAUUUGAACACUAAUAAGACUUUAUAAGCGUGAAAACUUAAAAGGGUUAUUCGAUUACAAUCAUAGUCACCAUGGCAAGUGAAAGGUUCACCGCCUUAUUAAUUAUUUUGAAUGUAUGGCUAAAUUUGAUUUUGUGUCCAUCAGGACCCUGACGAUUGAACUUGUUUGGAGUUUACUGACUUUCAGACAGGUCCCUUGGAAUGUGUUUAAGCUUCUACCAAAGUUUACGAACACGUAUCUGUAUAAUCAAAUGAUCUUUUUAAGUUUUCUGUCUUGCAUGAUAUCGUUGAUGCUCAAAUAUAAAUUUGACAUGUUCCAACUACACAAUUGUACAAUAAUUUACUAUUUCCACUACAACUGUAUAGUCUUUUUAUAAAAAAACGUCUGAUUAUUAGAAACUAUGGCACUACCCCCUUUAUUUUGUAUUAUUAUUGUUAUUACUAUUAAUAUGUAGAUAUUCGUUAACCUUAACUAUGUUCAAUCAAAUAUAUCAUAUCUUGUUCUUU
Schistosoma curassoni is the source of this 4947-nucleotide messenger RNA. Lineage: Eukaryota; Metazoa; Platyhelminthes; Trematoda; Strigeidida; Schistosomatidae. The record is from the annotation of a GenBank genome assembly.